Hyla sarda is the source of this 563-nucleotide messenger RNA. RefSeq names its product NADH:ubiquinone oxidoreductase subunit A13 (gene NDUFA13). The record is from RefSeq and is a predicted model, not a curated record. The transcript is spliced from 5 exons. The coding region runs from base 60 to 494 and encodes 144 amino acids. NCBI's taxonomy places the organism in Eukaryota, Metazoa, Chordata, Amphibia, Anura, Hylidae.
UGUUUGCGUAAUAUUCAGCGUGACGUUUUGUACACCAGCGUCUGUUCGUAACGGGGAAGAUGGCGGCGUCCAAGGUGAAGCAGGACAUGCCUCCUCCGGGGGGUUACGGUCCGGUGGAUUAUAAGAGGAACCUUCCCCGACGUGGUUUCAGUGGCUACACCAUGUUUGCUAUUGGCAUUGGUGCCCUGUUGUUUGGCUACUGGAGAAUCGGCACUUGGAACAGGGAGAGAAGGCGACUCUAUAUUGAAGACCUAGAGACGCGUUUGGCACUGCUACCCCUUUUCCAGGCAGAGUCAGAUCGAAGGACAUUGCGAGUUCUGCGUGAGAACUUGGAGCAAGAAGCCAUUAUCAUGAAAGAUGUCCCAGGCUGGAAGGUUGGAGAAUCUGUCUUCCACACGGACCGCUGGACAACUCCUACACUGAAUGAACUUUACAAUCUCCGUCCACGUGAGGAACUAAUAAAGGAAACCUCUGCUUUUAACUUGCAUGUUUAAGCCACAUUUGAAAAAUGUAUUUAAAUUUGAAAAUAAUAAUAAUAAAAAAAAUCAAAAAAUUUAAAGGUG